Molecule: messenger RNA, 576 nt
Organism: Staurois parvus
Lineage: Eukaryota; Metazoa; Chordata; Amphibia; Anura; Ranidae
Source: the annotation of a GenBank genome assembly
UCUUCUUGUUCUUCAUCAUCAUCAUCCUCUUCUUCUUGUUCUUCAUUGUCAUCCUCUUCUUCUUCUUCAUCAUCCUCUUCUUCAUCAUCAUCAUCAUCACCCUCUUCUUCUUCAUCAUCAUCAUCAUCAUCCUCUUCAUCAUCAUCAUCAUCUUCUUCUUCCUCUUCUUCAUCAUCAUCCUCUUCUUCUACUUCUUCUUCCUCUUCUUCAUCAUCAUCCUCUUCUUCUUCUCCUUUUUCUUCAUCAUCAUCAUCCUCUUCUUCUUCAUCAUCAUCAUCCUCUUUUUCUUCUUCUUCUUCAUCAUCAUCCUCUUCUUCUUCUUCAUCAUCACCCUCUUCUUCAUCAUCAUCUUCAUCCUCUUCUUCUUCCUUUUCUUCUUUUUCUUCUUUUUGUCUUCCUCUUGCAGGUAACUGCUCAUGCGCAGAUUUUUUAUCGGUAAAAAAAUCGGCCGAUUUGCCCAUCAUUGCCGCGAAAAUCGGCUGAUCGGCAAAAUCGGCCGAUUUUUUUUUUCAAACUUUACCGAUAAAAAAAAAACGGCCAAAAUACCGAAAAACGGCCAAACAAAUAGCCCACUAA